Molecule: messenger RNA, 2256 nt
Organism: Saccostrea echinata
Lineage: Eukaryota; Metazoa; Mollusca; Bivalvia; Ostreida; Ostreidae
Exons: 3
Coding region: 1-2256 (751 amino acids)
Biological process (GO): protein phosphorylation
Molecular function (GO): protein kinase activity; ATP binding
Source: RefSeq, a predicted model, not a curated record
AUGUCAGGUGAAAAUGGUGGAUCAAGUAGUGGUGGGAGGUGUUAUGUCGACAACUCUUACAACAGGAGACUGGGCAGAGUUGGUAUGCCACUGGGUUCAAUGGUAGUAUCAAGUGGAGGAAGACCAUCCUCAGGAAGCUCAAGCUUUUUAAGUUCAAGUCUUUUAGGAAUACCUAGUGAAAACAGCGGUAGUGGGAGGUCAUAUGUCGACAACUCUUACAACAGGGCACUGGGCAGAGUUGGUAUGCCACUGGGUUCAAUGGUGGUAUCCAAUAGCGAUUAUAGGCCAUCCCCACCAAGCUCCAAUAUUUUAAGUUUUUCAGCAAACACUGGUGAAAACAGCGGUAGUGGGAGGUCGUAUGUCGACAACUCUUACAACAGGGCACUUGGCAGAGUUGGAAUGCCACUGGGUUCAAUGGUGAAAAGUAGGCCGUCCUCAGCAGAUUCAAGCUUUCCAGGAAAAUCUGAUGGAGAUAGUGGUUCAAGUGGAAGAUCAUAUGUAGACAACUCUUACAACAGGACACUGGGCAGAGUUGGUAUGCCACUGGGUUCAAUGAAAAUAUCUAAUCGUAAAAGCAGACCAUCUUCAGCAAGCCCUAACUUUUUUAAUUCUAGCUCUGAAGAAAAUAGAAGGACCUACGUUGACAAUGCUAUCAAUCGAAAACUUGAUAGAGUAGGGAUGCCAGUUGGAUCCAUGCCUGUUUCCAGUUCAAAACAAACUUCUGGUCCAAAAACCUACGUAGAUAAUGAAUACAACCGAAAACUAGGAAGGGUAGGCAUGAAGCAUGGUUCAAUGGUGGUCUCCAAAUGCUCUUCAGAUGAAGGAAGUUCAAGAGGAACUAAGCAUUAUGUCGACAAUUCACUUAAUAGAAGUCUUGGGCGUGUCGGUCUUCCUCAUGGAGCGUGCGCUGAUGUUGAGAAAGUUCAAUUAUAUAAAGAUAAUGCAUUCAAUCGAAGACUGGGACGUGCAGGAAAACCAAUUGGAACAGCAGUUCAAUCAAAAUCUGGAUUGGAUGGGUACAAAGUCUACGCUGACAAUUCGAAAAACCGUCGUCUUGGAAGAGUAGGUUUUCCUAUUGGAUCAAGACCCAAAGCUUCAUUCCCAGGAACAAAACGCAGAUAUUGCAACAACGCACUGAACAGGGCUCUUAAUAGAGUUGGAGAAGAGCUCGGAACAAGACCCGUUACCUGCAGCAAAGAAACGGAGUGGAUCCAUAAAGUAUAUCAAAGAUACAGAGAAAAUCCGGAAGCAGAGAUACAGUAUCAAGACUUACCAGCAUUGUCAGAAGAAACGGAAGCAGAUGCUAUAGAAAAAAUUAUGGAUCGAUUAAACAGAGUGCAGUUUGAGAGCGAAUGGCGUAAAAAGUCAAAAACAAAGUCUGUUCCGAGGACUGAUGAUGCAUUAUUUCACUACACAGGGCCGAUAAUAAAGUAUUCUGAUCUGGAGCUUGGAAAGACAAUAGGUCGAGGUGGAUUUGGGGUCGUUUAUCAAGCUAAAUAUAAAGGCUCAGUUGUUGCUGUAAAGAAGUUGCGCGUUACUUGCGUUCCCAAAUGUCUUCUACAAGAGUUUUACGCUGAGAUCAAUAUUUUAAAUAGACUUGAACAUUCAUUUAUUGUUAAAUUUAUCGGUGCAUGUACAACAGUACCAAAUCUAUGUAUCGUUAUGGAAUACAUGCAGAUGAGUUUGUACGACGCAUUGCACGUGGACCGUGGUGAUCUUGAUGAUUUUACUGACGAGGAUCGGUUAGUUAUGAUUCAGCAGACCCUUUUGGGGCUAAAGUAUCUGCAUGAUAAAAACAUUGCUCAUUGUGAUAUCAAGUCUGGGAAUAUUCUAAUUGACCACGAUGGCGAGAAGUUUAUCGUUGCCAAACUGUCAGAUUUUGGAUUGAGCAUGAUGAGUCACGAGCCAGCCAAAAAUGCAGGAACACCACGGUAUUCCUCGCCGGAGAUUCUUCGUGGCGAAUCACUAAACUUAAACCAGAUGAAAAUGAGUGACAUGUAUUCUUACGGAUUAGUUGUGUUCGAGAUUAUUUGUGAAAAAGAGCCCUUUGCUAAUUUAAGCUUUGAACAACUGCAUAUCCAAGUUGGCAAAAAGGGUCUAUAUCCGCAGUUCCCUGAAGGUAUUCAUCCCGAUGUUCAUCUGGCAGCCCAGCUUUUGGCUUGUUGGGAUAGAAACCCAACUAAUCGUCCAACAGCAAGAAGUUUCCUUCGGGUUGUCAAUCGUCUAUCCUGUGUUUAUGAGAUAACAGACGAGUAA